This is a messenger RNA of Emys orbicularis (European pond turtle), 1057 nucleotides long. It is a transcript of the gene CDCA8, whose product is annotated as cell division cycle associated 8. Gene Ontology annotation, biological process: mitotic sister chromatid segregation. The transcript has 11 exons. The record is from RefSeq and is a predicted model, not a curated record. NCBI's taxonomy places the organism in Eukaryota, Metazoa, Chordata, Testudines, Emydidae. Gene Ontology annotation, cellular component: chromosome passenger complex; chromosome, centromeric region; spindle midzone. Bases 1 to 981 code for a protein of 326 amino acids.
AUGGGAACCACACAGAAACCUGCAAUAAGCACACACAGAGCUCCAUCCGACACCAUGGCACCAUCCAGGAAGAAAACAGCCAAUGGAACCAGCAAAAACAAUGUGAAGAAGAAAAAGCUCGCUGCGUUUUUAAAGGACUUUGACCGUGAAGUCCAAACGAGAAUUGAUCAGCUACAAACAAAUGGGCAAAAUCUUCUCAAGGAAUUGGAUAAUCUUUAUAACAUAGAAAACCUCAGACUUCCUCUAGCACUGAGAGAAAUGAACUGGCUUGACUACUUUGCUAAAGGAGGAAGUAAAAAGGCUCUAGAAGAAGCAGCAACGGCAGAUUUGGAACUAUCAGAAAUAAACAAACUUACAGCAGAAGUUAUCCAGACGCCUUUCAGAAUUGUCAAGAAAGCUGAAAAAUCCAAACAGGAUAUCGAUGCCAUUGAAGAAGAAACAGAACUUAGUUUGCUCCCUGUAGCUAAGAAGAGGAAACAGGAUAACAAAGCCCUUGAAGAAUCAGAGCCAGAACAUGCAAAUGUUAAUCCCAAAACAGGAAAGGUGAAGACAUCAACCAAAAAAGUGCCAGUUUCGAAGAGCAGAAGAGCUCCAUCAGCGAGAGUGAAACGCAUUAGUAAAAGGUCAAGCAAAAAUAACUUUGUCACUCCAGCCCUUGGCCGAGUCCCUGAUGCCUGCACAUGGGGAAGGACCUCCACUGUCACCCCUAAGUUUGAUUCCAGGCUUUUCAAGACACCAGGUCUACGCACGCCUGCAGCACGUGAACAUGUUUACAUAGUCUCUGCAAACGGCAGCCCUCUUGCUAACAGCAACGAUGUCAUCAUUACAGUCCCUGUCGGAGGAGGGGAGAGCAUUCGUUUAGCAGCCAGUGAGCUGACCAAAAGGAAUUUGAGUCAUCUCAAUCCAGAGACCCUGGGAAUUAUGAAGAAGCUAUCAGUUCGUCUUGCACAAGCAUGCAACAGCACGAACACCCAAAGAUGAAAUUUCAGGGAUAUUGACUUUCUUUGUAAAUCUGGAUCAUCAAUUUUAGGACUACAACCUGAAUUCUUACUCUAUU